AUGCAUCACCACCACUUCAAGAACCAGACCAACGAUGAUGACAACAAAUCUUCUCAUCGACCUGACCUUCCACAAGAGGAAACCUCUUCUAUCCAUCAACAGCAAGACCAGCAUGCGGAGGAUAUGACUUCGCAAAAGGAUACAUUGACAAAUACAUGCUUCAUUCCUGCGACAGAUUACGACAUAAUCCAAAUGGAUGAAAUGCAACGACCAGGAGAUGCACAAAAUACUCAUUCCAUGCAUGCAUGUGAUGCGAAACUACAGAAAAUAAUUGACAGCUUGAUCUUGUAUUUACAUGAAAAUAGAGACAGCAUUGAGCUCUUACAUGAGAAGGGUUCACUUGGUGCAUGCAUGCCAACUACCACAACAACAACAACAACAACCUCUGAACCCUCAAUUUCAACACACAUCGUCACAGAAAAGAAUUCUUGGAUUAAUUCAUCCAUGCUUCACAUGCCACAUCCUCGAACAAACAUGUGCAUCCCUCUUCGCAUGCUUCUUCUAACCAAAUGCCAGCUGACAUGCGCGUUCAUGGCAAGGCACAUGUUAUGA
Naegleria fowleri is the source of this 552-nucleotide messenger RNA. RefSeq lists its product as uncharacterized. The transcript has a single exon. The record is from RefSeq and is a predicted model, not a curated record. NCBI's taxonomy places the organism in Eukaryota, Heterolobosea, Eutetramitea, Acrasida, Naegleriidae. The coding region runs from base 1 to 552 and encodes 183 amino acids.